Messenger RNA from Styela clava, 3337 nucleotides. RefSeq lists its product as uncharacterized. The record is from RefSeq and is a predicted model, not a curated record. Gene Ontology annotation, biological process: protein O-linked glycosylation via fucose. Lineage: Eukaryota; Metazoa; Chordata; Ascidiacea; Stolidobranchia; Styelidae. Gene Ontology annotation, molecular function: peptide-O-fucosyltransferase activity.
UAAUUAGUCUGGCGGGCUAUGUAAGUGUCACGUAAAAAGUAACUUCUAGGAACAAUAUUCACGGUAUUACAAAGCAAAGGUGGAAAACUAAAUUUAAUUGCAAUCUCAAUUCCUUGAGCUAUUUUUAGCUAAAACAUCAAAAUUUCAGUUUGGUUGUGGCAGCAUCAGGCGGGCUAGAUUGAAUUGGCAAACGGACGGAUUUGGCCCGCGGGUUGCAUUUUUCCCAUGUUCCCCUGUUCUGUGGCUCCAUUUGUUUAUAAGUUCUCAUAGUCUAUAAUCGAUUAAUCCAUUUGUUAUGAAAAGAGGAAGAAUUGAGCAGACCGAUCCAUAGAUACACUUCGUACCGAAUUAUUACUAAAUAUACACUACAUUUUUCUGUCUCGUUACAUAGCAUUUGAUCACAUAAUGUACGGGAUUCGAUUUCGAGAUCAACACCCGUCUAAACGACGUAAAUCAUACAUGAUAUCUUUGGCAUCUUUUGCUGCCUUAUUUUUUCUGCUACAGACAACAACAAACGUGACUAGACGUUCCCUCGAGGAUACAAGUUAUUCGCGAAAGACAUCGAAUGAUAUAGCAAGCGAGAAUUCUCGGUUAGAAAAGAAUAAACUUGCUGACGACGGCAAUAUUACUCCAUUCACCGACUGUCAAAUAAAAUUGACUUCUAAAAAUCUGGAUGUCGACUUUUAUGAAAGAAGUAUGUACACUCCUAGGGAAUUACAAGAGAGAAUUAUAAUACCGGAUCGAGACUCAAUAAGGUCUAUAAAUCAAAAUCCGGUUAUCCGGUUGCGUCCGGAUAAAUUUCUCCUCCCAAUAUUGGCGAAUGGACCCAACAAUCAAAUUAUUGGACUUCGAGAAGCUGCUCUUGUAGCAAUAAAAUUGAACCGGACUUUGGUUAUUCCAAAAUUUUUCAAGCAUAUUAGCGACAGUCAGAUUGGAAGCGGCGUCGGUACCAUGACGUUCAUUUAUCCCGGACAUCGGUUAGAAGUCAAAGAUUUUUGUCGAUUCAUGAGUUGCAUAUCAAUGGAAGAAUUCCAACAAACAUGUGGAUACCAAAUCGAUGCUGUAAUGCAUCUAAGUCGCUACAGUGAAGCCGAUUUGAAGAAAUUUGAGUCAAUCAUUGGGAUGAAAAUUUUAAAUCAGGAUAUUUCAAGAGCAAAAAAAUCAAACGGAGUUAAGCUCGUUCCACGGAAACCAAUUGAUCCUGAAUUUAAAUUUCGGAAAUUUCGACCCGAUGAGAUUCCAGAGUUGUUUAGUACCAGUAAAAGAUGCGUUAUUUAUCCCAGACCCCUCUACAACCUACAAUUUGCGAGACUUGACCUGAAAAACAAAGGCAAAGGACGUUUGAUUUCUUCUGAGACAGAUUUACAAACGAGCUCAGACACGAGAUUAUGGCUUUCAUUGUCAUAUUAUUCGAGAAGUCCUGAAUAUAUCUCACAAAUCGCGAAGUCAUUUAUCUCACUGGAAAUGGGGAAAAAACAGUUCAUUAGCGUCCAUUGGAGAUAUAACAAGGAUGAUUUCAUGAAAAGAUGUCAAAUUGAUAUCACCCACGCGAACGAAAUGAAGCUGACUUUAUGCAGAAACGCAUUGCUUAUCAAACCUACUGAUAUCGCGAUGGCGAUAGAAGAUAAGAUAAUAUCGCUCCGAAAAGAGGGAAAAUUACAACACAACCCUCACUUGUAUUUUGCUGCGCCACCUAGCGAAAGAAAAAUUAUAGAGGGCGUGGCGAAAAUUCUUUUUGACAGACAGGGCAUGACGACAUUUUCGUCCGUCGAUGUGGAAGAGUUUAUGAAGGUUCGAUAUAACUCAUGUCCAUCAUUGGAAAGGCAUUUCAAUGAUAUUAUGUCAACAACUGAAAUGGAAAUAUGUACUCGGAGUCUUGUAUUCUUGGGGUCCGUCCGUUCUUCUUGGACGGAUAAUGUCAAAAGUAUGAGGUUGACGUCACAAUUUCAAAUGGCGUUGCCAGAAUUCGACGGUGAUAUAUUUUUAUCUUCUGUGGAAAUGAGAGAGAAAAGAACUAAACGAUUGAUGAAGAAACAACGAGAUAUGUCUUGACAUGGAUAUGGAACUUAUUAAUUCCUCGUUUCGGCAUCGCCUUUCAUGCAAGACCCUCUUUGAACGGCAACGAGGCAAGGCUGUAUGAGCGCCAUCUGAUAUGGCUUCGUUCGCGCGAUUUAACAAAUUUUCAAAAACAAACUUUUUUUGACUAGUAAAAAUAGACACAUAAAAUUGGAAAUGAAAUUUCAAUGCAUUUAGGGUUCAAAAAUUUUGCUCUUGAGAAGGAAUUUGUAUUCGUCGUAGUAUUGCUAAUUUUAUUAUUAUUAUCAUAAUACUCAUUUAUACACACGGUAUAUAUAAACUAUUUACACUAGAGUGAAGGUGGAAUAAUGAUCAAUUGAAGAUUGUAUGAUUGAUGUACUUUUUAUGCACAGCGAGGAGUAAUUAAAAAUAGUCCCGCACUAUGUGUACCAGGUUAGGGUUAGGCCAUAAUUUUAUUCCGAUUUUUCUUAUUUUUAUUCUAUUACGAGUUCUAUUACGGUACUGUCUGAGUUAGCCAAGUGAAUAUAUCACCUGCCAAUAGGUUUCAGUCCCCUUAUACAACUUGAUGUAAAUAAGCGAACAAAAUUAGUUACCUCUAUGUUGGUACACACACUUCUGGAGCGCCGCAUAAAACGCUCCGGAAUAAUCAAUAAAUUCAACGACAAAAGUUGGAAAUCACUAAGUUAGACAAUGCUGAUUCCGAUCCUUCCAAAAAUAUUAGCUUCUCAAGGAUCAGUAUUUGCUUAUACAUGGCCUUGUUCAAAUCAAAAUAUGUGAACAAGUGUCGUAUCGAGCUACAGAGUGUUGAAAAAGUAACACGAAUGCUAUUUAAAACAUUUAACGACUGACACUCUUUAACAGUAUUGAAUUACGGUGAAAUGCCAUUUAAACAUUCCUCGACUGACGCUUUUUAACAGCUACUUUGCCCUGACGAACAAUUUUACCUUAAUUUUGCGUAACUUUUUUACCACCCUGUAUAUUUAUUAUUUAUACAUAACGGCCUUGUCUUAAAAUAACACACAAUUUUUGAAUAAUAAGCUUUGCCGCCAAAGAUAUUUCUAUUCUUCUUACGGGUUUAUCUGUUUGUCAGGUUACCACUCUAUGUCCGAAGCAUCAUUAUGUAUCAGCAAAUAUGCUAGAAAAUAUUUGCGCAGGUCAUACCAGCCACGUCAACAGAGCCUGCCUUGAUUAAUUAGUACUGUUUCUCGGACGACAUUUUUACUUUUCUAUUUAAUAUUUUGUCUAUUUUAUAUAAAUGUGUAUCUAUUAUAUAUUUAAUAAUAAAAAGAUUAAACGCUGG